Triticum aestivum (bread wheat) is the source of this 1948-nucleotide messenger RNA. RefSeq names its product two pore potassium channel c. Gene Ontology annotation, molecular function: outward rectifier potassium channel activity; potassium ion leak channel activity. Gene Ontology annotation, cellular component: plant-type vacuole membrane; plasma membrane. The transcript has 2 exons. Bases 269 to 1642 code for a protein of 457 amino acids. Lineage: Eukaryota; Viridiplantae; Streptophyta; Magnoliopsida; Poales; Poaceae. Gene Ontology annotation, biological process: potassium ion transmembrane transport; stabilization of membrane potential. The record is from RefSeq and is a predicted model, not a curated record.
CAAAAUUAGCAGUCGGAAAUAUAGGGGCAUCGCCGUCGUCAAGUGGCCAUCGCCAACGUCCCGCAGCCUCCGCCUCCGCCUCCCUCCUCCUCCUCCAACCUUCAAUCACCUCGUCCCCACCGGCGGCCCCGGCAAUAAGAACCCGAAUCGCGCCCCGUCCCCCUCGCUCAGAAUCCCGGCGAAUCUCGCGCCGGACGCAGGAAUCAAGAAUCCCCGGGGAUAUUCAUCGGGAAUCCGGGAAGAAAGCCCCGGCCUUGGCGGUCCGGCCAUGGACACGGAGCCGCUGCUCCCCACCACGGCGCCGCAGCCGCUCCACCCGCUGCCGGAGCACGCGACGCUCUCCAACUUCGACCUCGCGCCGCCCUCCUCGCCCUGCCCCUCCCCGGCCUCCUCCUACAAGGACCGCCUCAUCUUCGGGCCCCACGACCCGCCGCCGCCGCCGCCGCCCCCUCCCCCGCCGCAGUCCGCGCGCCACUACCGCCGCAUCUCCGUCCCCCACCCCGACCCGUUCCGCGACUACGACCACCCGUCCUGCUCCUCCUCCCCACCCUCCAACGAGGACGGCCAGCCCCAGCCCACCACGCCCUCGCUCUUCAAUUUAAUCAGCGGCCGCACCAACCUCCACCGCUCCCGCACCGCGCCUGCCAUGGCGCCGCUCAGCGCCGCUGUCCUCGCCGCCUCCGCCCAGGCCGACCACCAGAACCCGCCCCCGCCGCCGCGGAGGCCGGCCAUCGUGCUGCACGCCUUCCUCUUCCUGCUCGCCUACCUCGCCCUCGGCGUCUCCUUCUACGCCGCCUUCCCGGCCAACUUCACCUCCUCCGCCGGGCCCACCCACCCCGUCGUCGACGCCCUCUACUUCUGUAUCGUCACGCUCUGCACAAUUGGCUACGGGGACAUCACCCCGGCCAGCCCUGCCGCCAAGCUCUUCGCCAUAUCCUUCGUCCUCAUCGGCUUCGGCUUCGUCGACAUCCUCCUCUCUGGCAUGGUGUCCUAUGUGCUCGACCUCCAAGAGCACCUCCUCAUCACCGCCAUCAAGAACCCCCGCUCUGCACGCAAGCACCGGCACAACUACAUCUUCGACAUCAAGAAGGGCCGAAUGCGCGUGCGCAUGAAGGUCGCCCUCGCGCUUGGUGUGGUGGCCAUCUGCGUCGGCAUUGGGGCCACUGUGCUCAGGAAGGUGGAGAACAUGGGCUGGCUCGAUGCCGUGUACCUUGCAGUGAUGUCGGUGACCACGGUCGGAUACGGCGAUCACGCGUUCCGGACACUGCAGGGCCGCCUUUUUGCCUCUGGGUGGCUCCUCGUGUCCACACUAGCCGUGGCACGGGCAUUCCUCUACUUGGCAGAGAUGAGGAUCGACAAGAGGCACCGUGCCAUGGCCAACUGGGUGCUGUCCAGAGACAUGACCGUGUCAGAGUUUCUCGCUGCAGAUAUCGACAACAAUGGCUAUGUCACGAAAUCGGAAUUUGUGAUUUACAAGCUGAAAGAGAUGGGGAAGAUUUCGGAUAAGGACAUCAAGAUGAUCGUGGAGCAGUUCCAGAGGCUGGACUCUGGAAACUGUGGAAAGAUCACGCUCUCGGAUCUCCUGCAGAGUCACCACCUGGGCCAUGAACCGAGGGACAUGAAAAGGGGGAAGAAUUCAUGACGGAUGGCGCCGAGCCGAAAAAACCCGUAGGACAGCAAGAAUUUUGGGACUGUAAAAUGCAUGAAAGGAAGGUUAGAGCUAGGAUGCCUGCGCCGGAUGGGAUCAUUUGAAGGUAGAAUAGCUCCAGAUAAGUUACCAGCAUGGGUGGAAUGAUCCUACUGCCCUAGAAGCGGUGAGAAGAUCAUUUCUUCAUGCCUGUAGGAAGGAGGCUGUAAAUACAAGCAAAGCGGUUAUCGAGAUUCUUUUCUUUGGAAAUAUAUGUGGCGGGUGAGGUGAUCUGUUUUGACCUCUCACUCGUAAUGUUUC